Molecule: messenger RNA, 10009 nt
Organism: Gigantopelta aegis
Lineage: Eukaryota; Metazoa; Mollusca; Gastropoda; Neomphalida; Peltospiridae
Product: titin-like
Exons: 32
Coding region: 1-7971 (2656 amino acids)
Biological process (GO): cell-cell adhesion
Cellular component (GO): cell-cell junction
Molecular function (GO): cell adhesion molecule binding
Source: RefSeq, a predicted model, not a curated record
AUGGAGCUUGAGCUACUUGAAAUGUUAGGACACAGUGGCGUAGCUUGGUUUGCCAGCGCCUGGGGCAAGGCAAAUCCUCCAACACUCUCAGUCACACCUCUAAAUGUGCACAUCAGAGAAGGGUUAACUGUGAGCCUCACAUGUUCCAUCGACACGAACCCACCUGCAUCUAGAGUUGUAUGGAAAAAAUAUGUAAAUUCUGUGUGGUACACCAUAAAGUGUUCUGGUCGAUUCUCCUGUGGGUCGUUGGAAUCUCCCAGCAACCUGACCAUCGCACCCGUGCAUCGUGAUGAUGCAGCUGAAUAUUCCUGUGAAGUACACAAUGAAAUAAACAGAACACUGAGCUCACAAGUCCCAAUAAUUGUUACCUAUCCUCCAACACUCUCAGUCACACCUGACGAGGUGACUAUCAGAGAAGGGUUAAGUGUGAUCCUCGUGUGUUCCAUCGACGCAUACCCUCCUGCAUCUAGAGUUGUAUGGAAAAAAUAUGUACAUUUUGUGUGGUACACCAUAAAGUGUUCUGGUCGAUUCUCCUGUGGGUCGUUACAAUCUCCCAGCAACUUGACCAUCACACCCGUGCAUCGUGAUGACACAAAUGAGUAUGUCUGUGAAGUACACAACAGAAUAAACAGAACGCUGAGCUCACAAGUCUCUGUGACUGUUAUUUAUCCUCCAACACUGACCAUCACCCCUGAGAAAAUCACCACCAGGGAAGGGUUAAACUUGGAGCUAAUGUGUUCCAUCGAUGCAUACCCUCCCCCAACAAAAGUUAUGUGGAAAAAAUACAUAAAUUCAAAGUUGAAUGUAGUAGAAUGUCUUGGUCGAUUCUCCUGUGGGUCGUUGGAAUCUCCCAGCACCAUGACCAUCAAACCCGUGCAUCGUGAUGACGCAGCUGAGUAUGCCUGUGAAGUACACAACAGAAUAAACAGAACAUUGAGCUCACUAGUCCCUGUAAUUGUUACCUAUUCUCCAACACUCUCAGUCACACCUCUAAAGGUGACCAUCAGAGAAGGAUUAAAUGUCAUCCUCAUGUGUUACAUCGACGUGUAUCCUCCCGCAACUAAGGUUGUAUGGAAAAAGUAUAUAAACUCAAAGUGGGACGAAGUAGACUGUUCUGGUCGAUUUUCUUGUGGAUCGUUGGACUCUCCCAGCAACAUGACCAUCACACCCGUGCAUCGUGAUGACGCAGCUGAGUAUUCCUGUGAAGUACACAAUGAAAUAAACAGAACACUGAGCUUACAAGUCCCAAUAAUUGUUACCUAUUCUCCAACACUCUCAGUCACACCUCUAGAGAUGACUAUCAGAGAAGGGUUAAGUGUGAUCCUCGUGUGUUCCAUCGACGCAUACCCUCCUGCAUCUAGAGUUGUAUGGAAAAAAUAUGUAAAUUUUGUGUGGUACACCAUAAAGUGUUCUGGUCGAUUCUCCUGUGGUUCAUUACAAUCUCCCAGCAACUUGACCAUCACACCUGUGCAUCGUGAUGACACAGAUACAUAUGUCUGUGAAGUACACAACAGAAUAAACAGAACGCUGAGCUCACAAGUCGCUGUGACUGUUAUUUUCACCGGUGGAUUGGCAGGUGGCACUGAGACUGCCACGUGCCCAGUCUCUAUGGGUGAUGGUGCCACUGUAGAAGGGACCGCCACUGUCAGUGGAGCAGACAUCUUUGGUCCCCUCUUUGCCACUCCUGACGUGGGCCGCAUCCGAGUGGGACUGCCACUGGCGGUUGAGCUGCCGUGUUUGGACCCCCCUGUGCCGCCUUGGGACGCCUUCUCCUCGUACUUGAAGAUGAACGCGGGUUAUUGUCACCAUCCUCCAACACUGACCAUCACCCCUGAGAAAAUCACCAUCAGGGAAGGGUUAAACUUGGAGCUAAUGUGUUCCAUCGAUGCAUACCCUCCCCCAACAAAAGUUAUGUGGAAAAAAUACAUAAAUUCAAAGUUGAAUGUAGUAGAAUGUCUUGGUCGAUUCUCCUGUGGGUCGUUGGAAUCUCCCAGCACCAUGGCCAUCAAACCCGUGCAUCGUGAUGACGCAGCUGAGUAUGCCUGUGAAGUACACAACAGAAUAAACAGAACAUUGAGCUCACUAGUCCCUGUAAUUGUUACCUAUUCUCCAACACUCUCAGUCACACCUCUAAAGGUGACCAUCAGAGAAGGAUUAAAUGCCAUCCUCAUGUGUUACAUCGACGUGUAUCCUCCCGCAACCAAGGUUGUAUGGAAAAAGUAUAUAAACUCAAAGUGGGACGAAGUAGACUGUUCUGGUCGAUUUUCUUGUGGAUCGUUGGACUCUCCCAGCAACAUGACCAUCACACCCGUACAUCGUGAUGACGCAGCUGAGUAUACCUGUGAAGUACACAACAAUAUAAACAGAUCUCUGAGCUCACCAAUCCCAGUAAUUGUUACAUAUCCUCCAACACUCUCAGUCACACCUCUAAAGUUGACCGUCAGAGAAGGGUUAAAUGUCAUCCUUACGUGUUACAUAGACGCAUACCCUCCUGCAUCUAGGGUUGUAUGGAAGAAAUAUGUAAAUUCAAAAUGGGAUGAAAUAGAGUGUUCUGGUCGAUUCUCCUGUGGAUCGUUAGAAUCUCCCAGCAUGAUGACCAUCACACCCGUGCAUCGUGAUGACGCAGCUGAGUAUGCCUGUGAAGUACACAACGAAAUCAACAGAACACUGAGCUCACUAGUCCCUGUAAUUGUUACCUAUCCUCCAGCACUGGCCAUCACGCCAGAACAUAUCAGCAUAGGAGAAGGGUCAAACGUGAAUAUUAUGUGUUCCAUUGAUGCAUACCCUCCAGCAACUAAGGUCAUAUGGAAGAAGUUUAUAGAUUCCCAAUGGCACACAAUAAAGUGUUCCGGUCGAUUCUCCUGUGGGUCUUUGGACUCUCACAAUCCUCCAACACUGAUCAUCACCCCUGAGAACAUCACCAUCAGGGAAGGGAUAAUCGUGGAGCUAAUGUGUUCCAUCGAUGCAUACCCUCCCCCAACAAAGAUCAUAUGGAAAAAAUACACACAUUCAAAGCGGAAUGUAGUAGAAUGUCUUGGUCGAUUCUCGUGUGGUUCAUUAGAAUCUCCCAGCAUCAUGACCAUUAUGCCUGUACAUCGUGAUGACGCAGCUGAGUAUGCCUAUCCUCCAACACUCAGCAUCACACCUGACCACACCACCAGCAGAGAAGGAUCACACAUGCAUCUGAUGUGUUCUAUAGAUGCAUACCCUCCUGUAUCUAUGGUUAUAUGGAAGAAAUAUGUAAAUUCACAAUGGUACACAAUAAAGUGUUCUGGACGAUUCUCCUGUGGGUCAUUGGAAUCUCCCAGCAACUUGACCAUCACACCCGUGAAUCGUGAUGACGCAGCUGAGUAUGCCUGUGAAGUACAUAACAAAAUAAACAGAACACUAAGCUCGCAAGUCCCAGUAAUUGUUACUUAUCCCCCAACACUGUCCAUCACACCUGACCACAUCACCAUCAAAGAAGGAUCAAACAUCCAUCUGAUGUGUUCCAUAGAUGCAUACCCUCCUGUAUUUAAGGUUAUAUGGAAGAAAUAUGUAAAUUCACAAUGGUACACAAUAAAGUGUUCUGGUCGAUUCUCCUGUGGGUCGUUAGAAUCUCCCAGCAACUUGACCAUCAAACCCGUGCAUCGUGAUGACGCAGCCGAGUAUGCCUGUGAAGUACACAAUGAAAUAAACAGAACUCUGAGUCCACGAGUCCAAGUGAUUGUUACCUAUCCUGCAACACUGACCAUCAGAGCUGAACGCAUCAGCGUCACAGAAGGAUUAAAUGUGCUGAUCAUGUGCUCCUUUGACGCAUACCCUCCCCCGUCGAGGAUCAUAUGGAAAAAAUAUGUAAAUUCAGAGUCGUACACAAUAAAGUGUUCUGGUCGAUUCUCCUGUGGGUCGUUAGAAUCUCCCAGCAACUUGACCAUCAAACCCGUGCAUUACGAUGACGCAGCCGAGUAUGCCUGUGAAGUACACAACAAAAUAAACAGAACACUGAGCUCGCGAGUCCCAGUAAUUGUUAAUUAUCGCCCAAGACUGUCCGUCACUCCUGACCACACCACCAUCAUAGAAGGAUCAAGCAUCCAUUUGAUGUGUUCCAUAGAUGCAUACCCUCUCGCAACUAAAGUUAUAUGGAAGAAAUACGUAAAUUCAAAGUCAUACGCAAUAAAGUGUUCUGGUCGAUUCUCCUGUGGGUCGUUAGAAUCUCCCAGCAACUUGACCAUCACAUCCGUGCAUCGCGAUGACGCAGCUGAGUAUGCCUGUGAAGUACACAAUGAAAUAAAUAGAACUCUGAGUCCACGAGUUCCAGUGAUUGUUACAUAUCCUCCAACAGUGUCCGUCACUCCAGAUCACACCAUCUCUAUCAGAGAGGGAUCACACAUGCAUCUGAUGUGUUCCAUAUACGCAAACCCUCCUGCAUCUAGAGUUGUAUGGAAGAAAUAUGUAAAUUCAGAUCGCUACAUAAUACUGUGUUCGGGUCGAUUCUCCUGUGGGUCGUUGGAAUCUCCCAGCAACUUGACCAUCACACCCGUGCAUCGUGAUGACACAGCUGAGUAUGCCUGUGAAGUAGACAACGGAAUAAACACAACACUCAGCUCACGAGUCCCGGUAAUAGUGACUUAUCCUCCAGCACUGAGCAUCAGACCUGGACAUAUUACCAUCAGAGAAGGAUUAAAUGCGCUUGUUAUGUGUUUGUUUGAAGCAUACCCUCCCCCGCCGAGGGUCAUAUGGAAAAAAUAUGUAAAUUCAAAGUCAUACACAAUAGAGUGUUCUGGUCGAUUCUCCUGUGGGUCGUUAAAAUCUCCCAGCAUGAUGACCAUCAAACCCGUGCAUCGUGAUGACGCAGCGGAGUAUGCCUGUGAAGUAUACAACGAAAUAAACAUAACAUUGAGCUCACGAGUCCCUGUAAUUGUUACCUAUCCCCCAACACUGUCCAUCACACCUGACCACAUCACCAUCAAAGAAGGAUCAAACAUCCAUCUAAUGUGUUCCAUAGAUGCAUACCCUCCUGUAUCUAAGGUUAUAUGGAAGAAAUAUGUAAAUUCACAUAGGUACACAAUAAAGUGUUCUGGUCGAUUCUCCUGUGGGUCAUUGGAAUCUCCAAACAACUUUACCAUCACAUCCGUGCAUCGUGAUGACGCAGCUGAGUAUGUCUGUGAAGGACACAAUGAAAUAAACACAACACUGAGCGCACGAGUCCAAGUGGCUGUUACUUAUCCUCCAGCACUGACCAUCAAAGCUGAAGACAUCAGCGUCACAGAAGGUUUACACGUGCACAUCAUGUGCUCCUUUGAUGCAUACCCUCCCCCGUCGAGGGUCAUAUGGAAAAAAUAUGUAAAUUCAGAGCCGUACACAAUACAGUGUUCUGAUCGAUUCUCCUGUGGGUCGUUAGCAUCUCCCAGCAACUUGGCCAUCACACCCGUGCAUCGUGAUGACGCAGCUGAGUAUGCCUGUGAAGUACACAAUGAAAUAAACAGAACUCUGAGCUCACUAGUCCAGAUCAUUGUUACUUAUCCCCCAGCACUGUCCAUCAGACCUGACCACACUACCAUCGCAGAAGGAUCAAAUAUCCAUCUGAUGUGUUCUAUAGAUGCAUACCCUCCUGUAUCUAAGGUUAUAUGGAAGAAAUAUGUAAAUUCACAGUUGUAUACAAUCAAGUGUUCUGGCCGAUUCUCCUGUGGGUCAUUGGAAUCUCCCAGCAACUUGACCAUCACACCCGUUCAUCGUGAUGACGCAGCCGAGUAUGCCUGUGAAGGACACAAUGAAAUAAACAGAACACUGAGCGCACGAGUCCAAGUGGCUGUUACAUAUCCUCCAGCACUGACCAUCAGAUCUGAACACAUCAGCGUCACAGAAGGAUUGCAUGUGCAUAUCAUGUGUUUGUUUGAUGCAUACCCUCCCCCAUCGAGGGUGAAAUGGAAAAAAUAUGUAAAUGCUGAGUCGUACACAAUAGAGUGUUCUGGCCGAUUCUCCUGUGGGUCGUUAGAAUCUCCCAGCAACUUGACCAUCAAACCCGUGAAUCGUGAUGACGCAGCUGAGUAUGCCUGUGAAGUACACAAUGAAAUAAACAGAACGUUGAGCCCACUAGUUCCUGUAAUUGUUACCUAUCAUUCAACCAUUACAAUCGCUCCUAAUAUGACCCACGUUAAAGAAGGAGUAAGCCUUCAUCUAACGUGCAUGUUCAACAUAUACCCUCCCACAGCAGUUGUGUGGAAAAAAUAUACAGGUUCGGCACAGGAAAUAAUCGAGUGCUCUUCUAGAUUCUCCUGUGGGUCGUUAGAAUCUCCCAGCAACUUGACCAUCAAACCCGUGCAUCGAAAUGACGCAGCUGAGUAUGCCUGUGAAGUACACAACGAAAUAAACAAAAUACUGAGCUCACGAGUCCAGAUCAUCGUCAGUUAUAGACCGAAUGUUUCCAUCUCACCCGGUAUUGUGUCGACAGUCAAAGGGGAUGACGUUAAUCUGACAUGCUCGAUUGACGCUAAUCCAGGCAUCACUGAAUUGAGCUGGAUUCAGGAGACAGCCGACUCAGUGAGGUCUCUACGGCUGGCGGAUCACUAUUCUGGUGGAUCGCUGACCUCCCCAUCUCGGUUUACAAUACAUUCUGUGCAGUUGGAUGAUGUAGGCUAUUACGCUUGUCAGGCAGUCAAUGCAGAAGGAUCUGGACUGAGUGACAAAGCCUAUGUUGUAAUUGAAUAUGCUCCAAUCAUCACCCUGCUCUCAACGGCAUACGCAUUUCUCGAAGGAAGUAAUGGUAUCGUCCACUGUCACGUGAAUGCAGCGCCGCCUGUCGACGUGAUAGUGUGGAUGAAAGAUGGUUCGGUCCUGAACAUCACAACCGUGGAGUACCUGGUGUUAACCAGCGUAGAGAAGACUGAUGCAGGAACGUACGUUUGUUCGGCUGAAAACUUGAGAGGAAGAGCGAUCAGUGAAAACAUCACCAUAGAUGUGACUUAUGUUCCAAACAUUACUGUCUGGCCAGAAAGGUUGGAAGCCACUGCGGGAACUGCGGUGAACAUAUCUUGCAGCAUUGACGCCAAGCCUGAUAUAACGCAGAUCAGAUGGCUGCAGGUAACCACAGACAAGACAGAGGUCGUGAAGGUGACAGGUCGCUUGUCUGGUGCCACGGUUACCAACCCCAACUUGACCAUCACUCCCUUACAGCCAGAGGAUUCUGGUGAAUACCUGUGUGAGGCGGUCAACAGUGAAGGAACUGGGUUCAGCAACAUGACUUUAACUGUUAACUAUAUCCCUCGAGCUGUACGUCGCAUCUCAAUAAUCAAAGCGAUCCCGGAGCAGCCAGUGUCGCUGACAUGCGCCACCAGUGCCUAUCCAAAACCGACGUCCUACAUCUGGCACCACGAGAAUAAGACGCUGCCAGAAACCGGUAGGACGCUAGACAUUGGACCCAUGAAGACAAACCUCUCGUUUGGCCGCUACACGUGUCGGGCAACAAACAGAAUAGGAACGUCAGACCCCAUCGUGUUCAUAGUGAAACAGAAGAAAAACGCGACUGUCCAUAAUGAUGAUACUCCUCAACCUCGCUUCACCAAUGUCUUAGUUCGGUCAUCUGUUGGGGAGACCACCAUCUUGAACUGUUCUACACGCAGGACUUCUAACACAACGACCUUCAUCUGGUAUCACGGGAAAACUCAGCUGUCAUAUUCAGGGGAGGUUCUCAAAGUGAAUAUCAUAUCGGUUAAGUCAUUUCCAGAUACAUACUCAUGUCUAACCAUUGAUAAAGUGGGAACCCGAGACGGAAUCCAUUUUCGCUUAACAAAGAGACAAGGCCCAAGGGCUGCGGUUAACGUGGCAACCGAAAUGGAUUUAAGAUGGUUCUUGUUGAUCGUUCCCUUGCUGGUUUUCAUCACUGUGUUCGCCAUCUGGUGGUACAAGAAGGGACUGUUCUUGUGCAGGGGCCGAAUGCGAAGGUGGAAGAAGGCUCGAUGUCAGGUGGACUCGGCUCUCUCGGUCGACGUCUAGAGGAGCUGAACGUUGUGUAUGGACAGACUAUCAGUGUUCACGGGAUCCAAGUGAACGCUGACGUUCACUGUGUGAAUUACAAACAAUGAACAUGGAUAGAUAAUGUUCAAAGGAGGCUUUUCAAGAUUGGAUUAACUUUGAUGGAUAGAUCGACUGUACAGGAUCAACUGGUGGACACACAUGACUGAACAUAACUGAUGGACAUAUCAACUGAUGGAUACACAUGACUGAACAUAACUUUGAUGGACAUAUCAACUGGUGGACACACAUGACCGAACAUAACUGAUGGACAUAUCAACUGGUGGAUAUACAUGACUGAACAUAAUUUUGAUGGACAUAUCAACUGGUGGCCAUAUAUGACUGAAGAUAACUGAUGGACAUAUCAACUGGUGGAUACACAUGACUGAACAUAACUGAUGGACAUAUCAGCUGGUGGACAUACAUGACUGAACAUAACUUUGAUGGACAUAUCAACUGGUGGACAUACAUGACUCAACAUAACUUUGAUGGACAUAUCAACUGGUGGCCAUACACGACUGAACAUAACUAAUGGACAUAUCAACUGGUGGAUACACAUGACUGAACAUAACUUUGAUGGACAUAUCAGCUUGUGGACAUACAUGACUCAACAUAACUUUGAUGGACAUAUCAACUGGUGGACAUACAUGACUGAACAUAAUUUUGAUGGACAUAUCAACUGGUGGACAUACAUGACUGAACAUAACUUUGAUUGACAUAUCAGCUGGUGGACAUACAUGACUGAACAUAACUUUGAUUAACAUAUGAGGUGGUGGACAUACAUGACUGAACAUAACUUUGAUGGACAUCUCAACUGGUGGACAUACAUGACUGAACAUAACUUUGAUGAACAUAUCAACUGGUGGACACACAUGACUGAACAUAACUUUGAUGGACAUAUCAACUAGUGGACACAUGACUGAACUUAACUUUGAUGGACAUAUCAACUGGUGGACACACAUGGCUGAACAUAACUGAUGGGCAUAUCAACUGGUGGGCACACAUGGCUGAACAUAACUGAUGGACAUAUCAACUGGUGGACAUACAUGAUGGACGUAGCCAACUGUACAGGAUCAGCUGGUGGACAUACAUGACUGAACAUAACUUUGAUGGACGUAGUCAAGGGUAGAGGAUCAACUGGUGGACAUACAUGACUCAACAUAACUUUGAUGGACGUAGUCAAGAGUAGAUGAUCAACUGGUAGAUAUACUGAUAGACAUAUCAACUGGUAGAUAUACAUGACUGAACAUAACUUUGAUGGACAUAGUCAAGGGUAGAGGAUCAACUGGUGGACAUACAUGACUGAACAUAACUUUGAUGGACGUAGUGAAGGAUAGAGGAUAAAAUGGUGGACAUACAUGACUGAACAUAACUUUGGUGGACGUAGUCAAGGGUAGAGGAUCAACUGGUGGACAUGCAUGACUGAACAUAACUUUGAUGGACGUAGCCAGCUGUACAGGAUCAACUGGUAGACAUACAUGACUGAACAUAACUUUGAUGGACGUAGUCAAAGGUAGAGGAUCAACUGGUAGAUAUUCAUGACUCAACAUAACUUUGAUGGAUGUAGCCAAUGGCACAGGAUCAACUAACUGGAGGAUAUAUAUUACUAAAUACGAUCAGUAAAUAUAACUUAGGUGGACAUAAAAUCAAAACUGAUAAGUAAACAUAUUUUCGAAGGAUAUACGAUGUAUUUGAUCAGUAAAUUUAUUUGUGAAGGACAUAUGACACGGAGUUACAGUACACAUAUUUUCAAAGGACUUACUUGACUGUGUACAAUCAGUCGAAGUUUUGUAAACAUACAUUUAACUGUAUGGGAACAGUAACUAUUCUUUCAAAGGACACACACUCACGUGGCUUUAUAGAAUCAGAAAAAGUAACUUUGAUUGAUGGACAUUUGUGAAUGUUUAAAAUCAGUAGCCAUAGCUACGAAUGAUAUACAGUAAAUUAGUAUCAGUAAACAUAGCUUCAUUAUGUUCACCAAUAUGACAGUAUAGAAUCAGUAAACAUAUCUUUGAAGGAA